Molecule: messenger RNA, 402 nt
Organism: Pyrus x bretschneideri (Chinese white pear)
Lineage: Eukaryota; Viridiplantae; Streptophyta; Magnoliopsida; Rosales; Rosaceae
Exons: 1
Coding region: 1-402 (133 amino acids)
Source: RefSeq, a predicted model, not a curated record
AUGAUUUACGGUUUGCCAGUUGCAGGUGGUGGAGAGAAAAAUGGGAAAGAGGGAAUUGUAGUAGGGAUAUUGGUUGGGAGUACUGAGGGAAAGUUUGGCAGCGGAGGCAGUGUAACCUUAGGGAUAGUUGGGAAUGACGUAGUAGGGAAAUUGGGAAGUGGAGGCAGCUGUGUCUGUGUGGAGCCACCGCCGGUGGGCAUAGGUAGAGAUGGUAGGUUUUUUGGUAUGUUUGGCAAUGUGGGUUGUGGGAAUGUUGGCAGGGGAGGGAAAGGUGGUAGUGUUGAAGCAGGUUUAGGCAAAGACGGUGCAGUCGUCGUCUGGAGAAGAUUGCGAGCCGCUACGGAGAUAUGGAUGCUUGAAGAAAACAGGACAAUGAACAAGACAGCAGAUAAGAAGCAGUGA